Messenger RNA from Penicillium nucicola, 390 nucleotides. RefSeq names its product DUF4267 domain-containing protein. The transcript has a single exon. The coding region runs from base 1 to 390 and encodes 129 amino acids. The record is from RefSeq and is a predicted model, not a curated record. NCBI's taxonomy places the organism in Eukaryota, Fungi, Ascomycota, Eurotiomycetes, Eurotiales, Aspergillaceae.
AUGUCUUUCUCGGCUUCAGCUGGUCUUUACAUUGUUGCUUAUACAUUUGCGACGACUUUCAUCGCAUUUGGCGUCAAUGCUAUUCUACGUCCGGUUCAAGCACUCACCUUCUUCGAGUUCCAGCCUCCAGCCUCUGCAGUAGACAAGCAGCUGGUUGACAGUCUGAUGGCAGUCUACGGUGUUCGAGACAUCUUCAUGGGUGUUGCCAUCUAUGCGGUCGCGUACUUUGGUACUCGACGAGCUCUAGGCUGGAUAUUGAUUGCCGCCAGCUGUGUUGCAUUUGCAGAUGGUCUGGUUUGCUGGACGCAUGGUCAGGGCGCAUGGAAUCACUGGGGAUAUGCACCAAUGAUUACUCUAGUUGGCAGCAUGAUACUCGGGUUCUUUGGCUGA